AUGGCCAGCAAGCCCCUCGCAGGGAAGCUCUUCCUGCUGACCGGCGCCGGCAGCGGCAUAGGGCGCGCCACAGCGAUCAAGCUCGCGAGCCUCGGCGCCCGCCUCGCCCUCACGGACAUCAACCCCGACAGCUGCGCGCAGACGAAGCAGCUCUGCGGCGCGGGCACAACCGCCUACUGCGGCGCGCUGGACGUGACGGCGAGCGAGGCGGUGGCGGCGUGCGUUAGGGACGUCGUGGCUGCCGCUUCUGCCUCCUCCUCCUCCUCCUCCGCCAAUGCUGGCGCUGACGCCCCAGCCGCAUCCGCCGCAGUCCUGCACGGCGUGUUCAACUGCGCGGGCGUCAACCCCACCAGCUACGACCUGACCGACACGGACGACGCGUACUGGGACAAGCUGGUGAACACGAACCUGCGCGGCGUGUACCUCGUAACACGGGCAACAAUGCCGCACAUGGCCACCCCCGGCGGCGCCUACGUCAAUGUGUCGUCCAUCUGCGGCGUGCGCGGCUUCGCGCGCCAGGCCAUCUACUGCGCCACCAAGUGGGGCGUGGUUGGGUUCAGCAAGAGCAUGGCGCUGGAGCUGGGGCCGCGGGGGGUGCGCACGAAUGUCGUCGCGCCGGGGUACAUUGAUACGCCGACGAAUGCGGGGGUGGUCAAGGGUGGGGAUGCUGUGGCGGGGAUGGCGCGGGGGAAUGCGUUGGAGCGGAUGGGGACGCCGGAGGAGGUGGCGGACGUGGUGGCGUUUUUGUUUGGGGAGGAGAGCAGGUAUAUGAACGGGAGUGUGGUCGAGGUUGAUGGCGCGUUGAGGGCGCCUUGA
Aplosporella prunicola CBS 121167 is the source of this 816-nucleotide messenger RNA. RefSeq lists its product as uncharacterized. Gene Ontology annotation, molecular function: oxidoreductase activity, acting on the CH-OH group of donors, NAD or NADP as acceptor. The record is from RefSeq and is a predicted model, not a curated record. The transcript is spliced from 2 exons. Bases 1 to 816 code for a protein of 271 amino acids. NCBI's taxonomy places the organism in Eukaryota, Fungi, Ascomycota, Dothideomycetes, Botryosphaeriales, Aplosporellaceae.